AUGACUUUCAUUUCAAACAUUAAGCGAUUCCAUCGCAACAAUGUCGCAACUGUACGUAACUCGUCGCUUGCUGAGAUCUCGGGCGCGCUCGGCGAUCUUGGUACCCUUCUGCCUCUUAUGAUCACCCUCGCGGUCAACGGCUCAAUCUCGCUAUCGACGACGCUUGUAUUUUCCGGCUUCUUCAACCUCGUAACCGGUGUCGUAUUCGGUAUUCCCUUACCGGUACAGCCUAUGAAGGCUAUCGCAGCGGCAGCCAUAGCCUCUCGCGCCUCGGAACGCGAAACCGUAGCAGCGGGAAGCGUGGUAGCUAUUAUCGUGUUGCUCCUGAGCAUCACAGGUUUAUUGCACUGGGUCACGCGUAUAAUACCCAUUCCUGUAGUUAAAGGAAUUCAAUUCGGCGCUGGUCUCUCCCUCGUCAUCUCCGCGGGUACUUCUUUGCUCCAGCCCUUUAUCCAUAAUUGGGCUUUCGCUCUCGACAACCUCGUCUGGUCCUUAGCCGCCUUCUUGCUGCUCAUAUUGACCCAGAGAGCAUCUCGGUUUCCGUACGCCCUAAUUAUAUUCGUUACCGGCCUAGUCCUCGCUAUAAUAUUUGUUGCUACGAGCUCCUACCACCUACCGCAUUUCCAUGUCUGGCGCCCCUGGUUUACACUUCCGCGGUGGAGUGCUGAUGCUAUCGGCAUGGGCAUCGCGCAGCUGCCACUGACGACGUUAAAUUCGAUCAUUGCCGCGAGUGCCCUCGCAACGGAUCUGCUACCUGAUCUGCCGGCGCCCAGCGUCACUGCUCUCGGCAUUAGCGUUGCCGUUAUGAACCUUUUGGGAUGUUGGUUUGGUGCUAUGCCUGUCUGUCAUGGGGCCGGGGGGCUUGCGGCACAGUACAGAUUUGGUGCGCGGAGCGGUGCAAGCAUCAUCUUGCUGGGUCUAUUUAAGAUGAUACUCGGUAUUGUCUUCGGCGAGACGUUACUGGGAUCUUCUAAAGGGGUUUCCGAAGAGCCUUCUGGGUAUCAUGGUCAUCGCUGCCGGUCUAGAACUGGCAAAGGUGGGCCAGAGCCUAAACCACGGCGCCUCGGAUCUAUGGGAGUCAUCAGUAGAUCAGGGUCAACAGAAGAGGCAUAA
Messenger RNA from Daldinia childiae, 1113 nucleotides. Its product is annotated as Molybdate transporter 1. Gene Ontology annotation, biological process: molybdate ion transport. The transcript has a single exon. Bases 1 to 1113 code for a protein of 370 amino acids. Gene Ontology annotation, molecular function: molybdate ion transmembrane transporter activity. The record is from RefSeq and is a predicted model, not a curated record. NCBI's taxonomy places the organism in Eukaryota, Fungi, Ascomycota, Sordariomycetes, Xylariales, Hypoxylaceae.